AUGUCGUCCGAGGUUAAAGUAUUUGAUGCUGAUGAAAUUUCCAAACACACAACACAUGAUGAUUGUUGGGUGGUCAUAAAUGGUAGAGUUUAUAAUGUAUCAAGCUACAUAGAUGAGCACCCUGGAGGGGAAGAGGUUCUUUUGGAUGUCGCAGGUUCAGAUGCUACUGAAGCCUUUGAUGAUAUUGGACAUUCCGAUGAGGCUCAUGAAAUAUUGGCAAAAUUGUUUAUUGGAAAUUUGAAAGGCGCUAAACCUGUUGAGGCUAAGAGAGCUCAAAGCUAUAAAUCAGAAGAAGGUUCGGUUAAUGUGCCAUUGAUUGCUGUUGUUGUUUUCCUACUUGCGUUUGGUGCUUACUACUAUAAAACCAAUUUCUAA
Lodderomyces oxycetoniae is the source of this 375-nucleotide messenger RNA. RefSeq names its product Cyb5p (gene CYB5). NCBI's taxonomy places the organism in Eukaryota, Fungi, Ascomycota, Pichiomycetes, Serinales, Debaryomycetaceae. The record is from RefSeq and is a predicted model, not a curated record. Gene Ontology annotation, cellular component: intracellular membrane-bounded organelle; endoplasmic reticulum membrane. The transcript has a single exon. Gene Ontology annotation, molecular function: heme binding. Gene Ontology annotation, biological process: sterol biosynthetic process. The coding region runs from base 1 to 375 and encodes 124 amino acids.